AUGGUCCCUGAACUCCAAGAUACAGAUUCGGAAUGGGACUUUGUCCAGGCACUGGACCUGCUGCAGUCACCCAGGGGUGGGCGAUCUUCCUUCAAAACCCCUCGGUCCCCAGUUUCUGCGCCGUCUAAUGAACAACGGACUGGAGAUCGCGUCAGCAGCUCGAUCAUGACUGAGCCUCACCUUAGCCAUGACAGCUUCGGAGCGGGAUCGGUAUUCGCCAAAUUGCUCCAUUCCGAUCUUGGUAACUGGGCUUCGACUUCUGAAAAGAAGGAAGGUGUCGGCUUGUCCGCACCAUCGAAGCGUCACCCAGAUGUCCCCAAUCUUCAACAGUCCUCCAAAGAUGGCUUCUCCUCACGAGCCCCUCAGAUAGGGCCACCUGAAGCUUGCUUUAAAUCUACCCCCACCUCUGCUUCGCCGAUAACUCAAAUCACCAAAGCCACUGUCAUGGGUAUAUCCGCACCUCCACCCUCGUCUAAUAUCACCAUCCUCAAACGGCCAUCCAAGAGUACGAAUGAUCACAUUCCUAUCAACCCACAGCUACAAACUCCUGUGUACGCAACCACAUACACCAAUAACUCGAAAGUCAUGCCCAGGGCAAAGCCUAAGUCGAACAAAAAGCAGAACCAGUCUUCCAAGAACAACGUUUCUGACAGCAGUGCCGAGACCGAGUCAGAUUUAAGUCCCGUAUUAUUCGACCGCCCUCUCACCAAAAAGUCCGGAGUGUUGUUUGUUCCGUCGCAGGUAGGCUCGCAUGAUGUACGGAAUAUCAUUGAUGAUACCCCACCCUCUUCAUAUGACGACGCCGUUGAAUAUUUGGAUUCGGACAAGGCCAAGAGCACCAGCUCUUUCAGUGGUCCGAUGCGUCUCUAUCCGAACAACAUGGAUGUGUUGGAGCGGCGUGUGUCUCUUAUGACCAAGCUCCUCAAUAAAUUUGAAGAUUACGCCCAACUUGUGUCCCAGUUGGGACGCCCUUGUGGCUCCAGCACCAGCUUGGAGUCACGUCCCAUUCAUGUCUUUGUCGACAUGUCUAACAUCUUGGUGGGAUUUCACGAUGGUGUCAAACUUGCCCGAAAUAUCCCUACCACCAGUCGAAUUCGUCGUCUUGACAUCUCUUUUACCAACUUGUCUUUGAUCUUGCAACGUGGUCGCACUACCGCCAAGACAGUCUUGGUUGGUUCGGACCGUGUACCUUCCAUCGACGAAGCCGAGAAGCUUGGCUAUGAAGCGAACAUUUUGAACCGUGUUCACAAGACGAAGCAUACUCACUAUCGUCCCUCAAAGUAUCGCAAGCCACCCGGCAAAGGAUCUCAGUUUGGUAAGCCUGAAAUGGCCGGUACCUCUGCAGAACGCUGGGUCGAGCAAGGUGUAGACGAAAUUCUACAUAUGAAGAUUCUCGAAAGCCUAGUAGAUACGGAUGAACCCGCAACGAUUGUGUUGGCGACUGGAGACGCGGCGGAAGCCGAGUAUUCUGCUGGGUUUAUGCGCAUGGUAGAGCGGGCGCUGCAGCGCGGCUGGAAUGUCGAGCUAGUCAGCUUCUCGCACAUAAUGAGCUAUUCGUACAAGAAAAAGGAGUUCCGUGAGAAGUGGGGGUCCCGUUUCAAGAUCAUCGAGUUAGAUGAAUACGCCGAAGAACUCUUUGAAUGA
Messenger RNA from Penicillium longicatenatum, 1644 nucleotides. Its product is annotated as NYN domain-containing protein. Bases 1 to 1644 code for a protein of 547 amino acids. The record is from RefSeq and is a predicted model, not a curated record. The transcript has a single exon. Gene Ontology annotation, molecular function: small GTPase binding; guanyl-nucleotide exchange factor activity. Gene Ontology annotation, biological process: protein import into nucleus. Gene Ontology annotation, cellular component: nucleus. Lineage: Eukaryota; Fungi; Ascomycota; Eurotiomycetes; Eurotiales; Aspergillaceae.